UAUAACUUUGUAAAUACAAAAAUAUUACGUACAUUUGUAUCAAAACAAUCUAACACUUCGACGAUGAAAGUGAUUUUAUUUUAAAUAAUCUCUAAGUUAUCUGUGCUUGUAGUGUUUUUAAGAUGAGGUUAGUAACUCUUUCUUUGUUUAUUAUUGCAAAUUUAAGCAAUAAUAGUAAAGCAUCUCUGGAAAGUUUUUUGCCGAGCAAUGAUAAUAUCUUUCUAACGGACACCACCAAAAGUUCCGACAAAUCGUGUAACCGACCUUGUAAAUUCAACGUGAAACCUCGAAGGUGUCAUUAUGAUUUCGAAAUUAGACCGGCGUUUGGAGAAGAUGAAAAGCCAGCACUUACUAUCAAUGGUCAAACCCCAGGACCAUCAAUCCAUGUCUGUUUACAUGACAUCAUUGUAGUUAAAGUCACGAACAAAAUACCCAGUCAAGAUAUAACGAUGCAUUGGCAUGGAAUCCAACAAAGAGGAACUCCGUAUAUGGAUGGAGUACCAAUGAUAACACAGUGUCCAAUAUCGUAUGGAUCUGUUUACGAAUAUGCAUUUGCUGCUUCGUCUCCUGGAACGUUCUUUUAUCAUUCUGAUUCAGUUUUACAUCAGAGCGAUGGUGUUUACGGAGCUCUUAUAGUCGACCAACCACAACCUUUAGAACCUCAUGCUGGACUAUACGAUUAUGAUAGAAGUGAUGAACAUACCCUAAUCAUUGGCGCUAGAUUUCCGGAAUUAUUGACAGCAAGACUUGAAGACGCAAAUCAGAUACGACCUGAUAGUAUACUGGUUAAUGGAGAUGAAGUUAGCACAAAGAUAUUUGUGAUACCAGGCUACGGAUACCGGUUACGUUUGAUCAACGCAAUCGCUUUAGAAUGUCCUCUAGUAAUUCACGUUUCUCGGCAUGUGAUGACCGUCAUAGAGACCGAUGGGAAAUCCGUUCAGCCAGCUAUGACGACCGCUGUUAAACUGUAUCCAGGAGAGCGAAUGGAUGUAGUCGUUAAAGCGGAUCAACAAAGUGGUGGCUACUGGAUUGGCGUCACCGGUGAGGGAUACUGUGAAGGAUUAAAAGCACACGCCAUGCUUUUGUAUUCUGGAUUUAACUACACUUCUAUGCUAACUCAAGAACCGAACAUGGACUCAGAUUCUGAAUUAGAAACGAGAGAGACGAUCAGCAGUCAACAAUUGCAAUCGUAUCGAGAUGUACCUUCUGUUAACAGCGUUAAAUCGAUUUAUCUAGGAAUUGAUAAAACACAUCCAAAGUUCAAGGACAACGAUAUUGAUUUUCGUUACAUAAGCGAUGCUGUGCCAAAAAAGCCUUUUAUACCAGCAGUGCUAUCGUCACAAGAUAAUGUUAUUCAGAUAAACGGUAAAAAUUUUCUAUACCCUAAUGCGCCGUAUUUACUAAAACCACGAGAUGUUCGUCCAGAAACCGUCUGUCUUGUUGGAGAGGAAGCAAAUAACAAGCAACCUCAAUGUGUACUGGUUUUAAAUGCCAAACUAAACGAAGUUGUGGAACUGGUCUUAGCAAAUGAAGGUCUCAGAACUAACGAUUCUUAUACCUUUCACAUGCACGGUUAUGGUAUGCAAGUGGUUACAACCUGGAAAAGUCCUGACAAUAAACCUAUAACCAAAGAGGGGGUUCAAAGAUUGGAACGCGAUGGAUUAAUUACAAGAAACUUAAAGAAUCCGCCAAUGAAGGACACUGUUAUGGUCCCAAAUAAGGGAUUUACGAUUGUGAGAUUUACGCCAACGGUUGGUGGAAGUUGGCUUCUGGAGUGUAGGUCAUGUUCUUUCUCUUUACCAGUUGCUAUUAUCAUAAGCGUACCUCUGUCUAUCCCAAAACUGGUUCUUGAUUCAUUACCGAGCUGUGGUAACUACAGACCAGCUGAUGUAUUACUUAAUUGAUUGAAAUUAUUGAAAGAUCGUCUUAAAACGACUUUGAAAAUGUACAUAAUACUAGCAGACUAAGUCGAAAUAUAUUUAAUUAAGAUGUAUAUAACUAAGUGUAAUUAAGUUUAUUUAUUUGUGGGCUGUGUCCGUGAUAGUGAACUAAUGGACAUUGAAUACGGAGGUGUAUUUGCGUUUGUAGGUAGUUUUCGCGUUUACAGACUAAAAAGUAUGUUCUGCAGGUUGAAAACGAAUAAAACGAAAAGUAUUUCACAGAGAGAAAGAAAUUUUAAUGACUAUGUCAUGCAGGUUUAAAGCGAAUAAAACAAAAAAUUAUUCCAUAUAUUUAUGUUUUUCAAAAUAAUUAUUGUGCUGGGUUGUCAUGACUAUGUUAUUAAAGUAUUGUCGUAAGGUUUAUAAAUUGUAAUCAAUACACUUCGAAAAACAAUAUCUGUUAAUAAACUCACUCAGAACACGAUCAAGAAUUGUCAAACUCAAGCGAUAUGCGACGAUAAACGAUUAUAAUAAUUUUAAUACGUCACGCAUUAAAAUAAUAUAUCACUGUAAGACGGUUUGCAACAUUUGAUUUCUUACAUAAUAUCACUGCUUAAAUCUAUUAGCACCUGACGUGACGUCUUGUCAUAUAACUGCUAUAAUUGCUCGAAUUACUCUCUUGAGAUUGGCGAGAGUGUGGUGUGGAUGAUAACUUAGUGAAUUAAUUGUCCCAUUCUCAUUAAAAUCUGUCACAACUUUGUUAUUACUUAAUUUUCUCUAAUGUUAUAAAAAAUUACAAUUGCAAAAAAAAACAUUUUUAUAAUUGUUUAGUCUGAGAAAUUUGUUGUAAAAUAUAAGUCAAUUAAAAACUUAUUAUCGGAGUGCAACGGUAUUUAUUGUUUAGAAGAUAAGGAAGAUGAACUGCGAAGACAAUAAAAAGUAUUAGUUUUUAGAAAUUGU
Nymphalis io (European peacock) is the source of this 2840-nucleotide messenger RNA. RefSeq lists its product as uncharacterized. NCBI's taxonomy places the organism in Eukaryota, Metazoa, Arthropoda, Insecta, Lepidoptera, Nymphalidae. The record is from RefSeq and is a predicted model, not a curated record. Gene Ontology annotation, biological process: iron ion transport. Gene Ontology annotation, cellular component: plasma membrane. The coding region runs from base 123 to 1904 and encodes 593 amino acids. Gene Ontology annotation, molecular function: copper ion binding; oxidoreductase activity. The transcript is spliced from 9 exons.